AUGGGCACCAUGCAAGAGCGGCUGGCCCCACAGCAGCCUCCUUGUCUUCUCGCCAUCGCCAUCGCCGUCAGCAUCAUCAUCAUUCUCAGUCUCACCAUCGCCACCACCACAACCAUUCCACAGACUCCCGGCAAGUUGAGCAGUCUGAUGCUUACAACAGCGCCUGGCAAAAAAAAGGCAAAAGCAACACCCGGCCGCCUCCAGUUCGUCUCAUGUGCACACUCUUACAUGGCACCACUUGACUCCACCUCUUCGACUCCACUGAACAAAAUGAAACCCGGUUCUUCUGGCAAAUCUCUUUGUCCUCAUUUCACUCGACUCCUUGACUGGCCACCCAUAAUGCAGGACAAGACCAAAACCGAGACCUGCAGUCAACCGGAAGGGAGACAAGCGAUGUGA
Messenger RNA from Protopolystoma xenopodis, 399 nucleotides. Lineage: Eukaryota; Metazoa; Platyhelminthes; Monogenea; Polystomatidea; Polystomatidae. The record is from the annotation of a GenBank genome assembly.